AAUUUCAGUUCAAGAAGUGAUACAGUCUUUUGUGGUGUGUUUGAUGGUCAUGGUCCUUAUGGUCAUAUGGUUGCAAAAAAAGUUCGAGAUUCCCUUCCUGUUCUGCUGUGCUCUCAGUGGAAAGCUAAUUCCAAAAGUGACCGAAGUGAGAAUGGAAAUGCUACCAAAAGUUCAAAUUUUGAGGAAUGCGUGGAUGACGAUUGGUGUGCAUCUUUGGAGGUUGAGGAGAAUGAAAAAGUCCCUGAAAUGUACCUGCCACUAAAACAAUCAAUGUUAAAGGCUUUCAAACUGAUGGAUAAGGAAUUAAAGUUCCAUUCAGCAAUUGACUGUUUCUGCAGUGGAACAACUGCUGUUGCUUUGGUAAAGCAGGGUCAGGAUCUUAUAAUUGGAAAUGUUGGAGACUCGAGAGCAGUACUGGCUACAAGGGAUAAAGAUAAUGCUUUGACUGCUAUACAGUUGACUGUUGACUUGAAACCUAAUCUUCCAAGGGAAGCUGCUAGGAUCCAGCAGUGCAAGGGAAGGGUCUUCGCAUUGCAAGAUGAGCCGGAGGUUGCCCGUGUGUGGUUGCCUAAUAGUGACUCACCUGGUUUGGCCAUGGCUAGAGCUUUUGGAGACUUCUGUCUAAAGGAUUUUGGUUUGAUAUCUGUCCCAGACAUUUAUUACCACCGCCUUACAGAGAGAGAUGAAUUCAUUAUUUUAGCCAGCGAUGGGGUUUGGGAUGUCCUCUCGAACAAGGAAGCUGUAGAUAUAGUUGCCUCAGCACCAGGUUGUGUAACAGCAGCUAGAGCUCUUGUUGACUGUGCUACUCGAGCAUGGAGGCUCAAAUACCCCACAUCCAAGAAUGAUGAUUGCGCUGUUGUAUGCCUUUUUCUAGAACACGUGCCAGUACCCGAUGCAGCUCCAGCAGAGAAUGAUUUGACAAAGGAUACUGAGACGGUGCUAAAGAUAAUCUCUGUGACAAAUGAGGACACCAGGAAUUCAGCUAUUGGUGGUGGUGUUUCAGCUUCUGAUGCUUCUAUUAUUGAGGAAUCGGGUACUUUCAAAGACUCUGGUGAGAUUGUUCCUGUUCUUGAGUCAAACGAGGAAAAGCUUCCUGAAAAGUGCCUGGGCCAAUCUAGGAGAAGCCUAGCCGAGUGCCUUUCAACUGGGGAAGACGAGGAAUGGUCUGCCCUUGAAGGUAUUACAAGGGUUAAUAGUCUGCUAAGUAUUCCCAGGUUUUUUUCUGCCGAUAAAAGAUCAGGUAGUUGGAGAAAGUGGUUAUAA
Camellia sinensis is the source of this 1263-nucleotide messenger RNA. Lineage: Eukaryota; Viridiplantae; Streptophyta; Magnoliopsida; Ericales; Theaceae. The record is from RefSeq and is a predicted model, not a curated record.